Messenger RNA from Branchiostoma floridae (Florida lancelet), 1416 nucleotides. RefSeq names its product T-cell-specific guanine nucleotide triphosphate-binding protein 2-like. The coding region runs from base 1 to 1416 and encodes 471 amino acids. Gene Ontology annotation, cellular component: membrane. The transcript has 3 exons. Lineage: Eukaryota; Metazoa; Chordata; Leptocardii; Amphioxiformes; Branchiostomatidae. Gene Ontology annotation, molecular function: GTP binding. The record is from RefSeq and is a predicted model, not a curated record.
AUGGCGGCCGGCUUUCCUCAUCGUGACAAUCCAGAUACUGGACAGGAAAGGGUCUUCAGCCAGUCUGAAAAUUGUGUGGAGAUCAGAAGAGAUGACCUAGGUCCGGAAGAGCAGGAGAUAUUCCGCCGGUUCGCUGACCAGGUCCAGGGAGUGAGGGGUGACCUGCCCCCAGAGGAAAUGCUACAGAUGUUACGGAGGGAGCUUGGGACGGACGACCGCGAGGAUGCGUGGAUGGGGCAGGCGUACGUCCGUAUUGGCAUCGUAGGUAGCUCGGGUGCAGGAAAAUCCACCUUUAUCAACUCCUUCCGGGGACUUGAGGCUAGCGAUCCGGGAGCAGCUGACGUUGGAACCACGGAAACCACGAGGGAGACUGCAGAGUACCCCCAUCCCGAACACGACCACGUCAUCCUGGUGGACUUCCCAGGAGCUCUCUUCAAAUUACAGGAAGAAAAUUGGCAUCCUGUCACCUUCAAUAUGGAAGAAUACAGAGUGAGGUUUGGGGGCAAGAUGAAGGAAUGCAACGUUUUCCUCGUCUUCACAAGUGAGCGCGUCCAUGACAACGCCGUGUGGAUCGCCAAGGUGGCCAAAGAUAUGGGAAAAAAGGUACUGUUCGUCCGCUCCAAGUUCGAUCGGGACCUUGAAGACAAACAGCGUGACAAACGGAGCUACUUUGCAGGGGGACAGAAGGAGGGCGAAGAACGACUUCUUCAGGAGCAUCGAGAGGACUAUGUCACCAAACUGGAUACACUUGGAUAUGGACGCGUGGACAUCCGAGAUGUCUUCGUCAUCAGCGGCAUACUGGAGCAUGUCCAGACUGGCCAUUGGGAUGCUGCUGCGCUGAAGGAAGCCAUUCUAAAGCAGCUGGACAUCCAACAGAAGAUGUUGCUCAUGACAACCACCACGGACUACUCACCAACCAUGGUGAGAGUCAAAGCGGAAAUCUACAGGAGCCGGGCCUGGAAAGUAGCUCUAACAGUGGCUGCUGGAGGACUCAUACCCUUGGCAGGGACAUUCAUCAAUGCAGGUACUAUGGUGACGACGAUGGCGUUGUUCAAGAAAGGCUUUGGCCUUUACCCGACCUCGGUGAGAAAGCUGGCUAAGUUGACAGGCAAGGACGAAGGGGAGUUACAGCGCUUCGUAGAUGACAGGCUAUCUAUUGUCAGCUACGUCGAACAAUUCCUCGAACGUGAAAUUGAUCUGCAAACUCUCACACGGGCUCUUGUGGCAGCUAAUGCUAGUCUUAACAUCUUGAUGACAGCUAUGGCAGUUGAUUCUGCUGUCGACUUCUACCUUCCUUUUGUCGGUGGCCUGGUGACAGCUCCCUUCUCUUUCAGUCUUGCCUGGCACGCUCUGCGUUUAGUCAUAGACCAGUAUGAACAGUGCGCGCUAGCUUUGCACGAGUUUGCUUUCCGUUAG